Oldenlandia corymbosa var. corymbosa is the source of this 2388-nucleotide messenger RNA. Lineage: Eukaryota; Viridiplantae; Streptophyta; Magnoliopsida; Gentianales; Rubiaceae. The record is from the annotation of a GenBank genome assembly.
GUCAGUCAGUUGUAACUCUGAAGAGACACAGGAAAUUCUGGUUUCUGGAGGAAAAAGGUCUGAGAAGUUGGAACGACGACGUAUCGAAGCUCCCUCAACCCCUAAUUAUCUGUCAAUGGUGGUGGGGCGAAUGAUUUUUAUGAUAUUUUCCAUGAUUUGCUGAACUGCCAUGGCUACUCUGUGGACUCUGCAACAGCUUCAUUACUCCCCUUCCUUUGCCCGUAAAGAUUCUGCAAAGCAAUUGGGAUGCCGGAUUGUUGCUACUUUUUACUAUUCCGGAAAUUGUUGGAAGCGGACUUCUGCUUGUAAAACUCAUCGGAAGUUUGUGUUACGGGCAUACAGCCAUCCUCCUCCGGUGAAGAGCUCCGGUGACGGUGGUGGAGCUGAAUUUGAUAAUGACAACAAGAGCGUUGUUCCUGCUGUUCCGGAUGAAGCCAUUAUGGUCAAUUGUAAUAAUAAUGAGUAUCCCCAACAGAAGCCGAAGAGACCACACGAGGAUAUGCCUCAAAGUCUCGUCUUUAAACUACAGGCUACCGUUGCUUCUCUUCCUCCGGUCAUUUUCUCGGUAAUUUCUCACGCUCAGUGCGCUUUUCCAGUUCUUUGGUUCAUUGCAUUCACCAUUUUCUGCUUGGAACAAUUCAUUGAAUAUGUAUUCUACCCUGUGGAGUGUAAUUUGAGCUGACCCCUCCAUUCUUGUAAUAUGUCUUUUGAUGAAAUUGCAGUGGCUAGUCAGUAGUCAUAGUGGAUUCCACGUCAAGGUAUAGGGUUAGUUGUUGUUGGUCUUGCUGUUGGGAUACUGAUUUAAGCUUUGGAUAAAGGGUCCACUAGAUGAAGGCUUACCUGUUGUUUAUUUAUUUCCAACAAUUUAUUGUUAUGUUUUGCAUUUCGUUCCCAAUGUUGUCAUGCAUACUAUUGCAGUUCAAACUGUGUUGUUUGACUUACCAGCAAUGCUGUCCGUUGUCGUACUAUGGUAAUUAAUGUGUUGAUGAAGUACCUUGUAGAAGAGCAUGGAUAUUACCACCUUGCAACUCUUAGGAUUCUCUUGUCCACAUUGUGCUUAGAAUGUGUUAUUGAACUUCUGUUAUGUUACUGUUAUUUCUUCGUCACUGAGUGUAUGCAGUAAUUAAUCGCUUAAUUUGGUUUGGGAGAACGUAGAUGUGAUGUUUGGAAAUAUCCUUUCCAUGAAAUUUUGCUGCUACGGUUUAAGUCUUUUCCGUCUUUGUUGUCAGAUGAAAAGACACUUCAGUGCCAGUUUUACACUUGGGCUAUGUGCUGCAGCAACUCUGUUGCUGUUUGUGAUGAGGAGCUAUGCCAGCAGAAAGUCUAAUCACAGUCGUCCUGGCUCUGUGGCUGAUCUUGUUCGCCGUGGUCAGUUGAGAUCUGAUAGAAGAGGCAUAUCCACACCGCUCAAGUAUGAUGACCCUUUUAACAAUCCAAUGGUGAAGGUCGGUAAAAGUAACUCAACAGUUGAGAUGUGCGGCAGGGUAUAUAAAUUAGCGCCAGUGACCCUUACAAAAGAGCAACAAGCCAUCCAUCAGAAAAGGAGGUCACGAGCAUAUCAAUGGAAGAGGCCACAGGUGUUUCUUAAAGAAGGAGAUUCAAUACCGCCAGACGUGGACCCUGAUACAGUCCGGUGGAUUCCUGCAAACCAUCCUUUUGCAACAACUGCUAGUGACAUUGAUGAAGAUUUGGCACAAAACAAUGUAUAUCAGAAGCAUGGCGUUCCAUUCCGCAUUAAGGCAGAGCAUGAGGCACUACAGAAAAAGCUUGAAGCAUUGCAAAAUGAGCAAAAACUUGAUAAAUUAGUGAUAGAUGCUGGAGCCGCCAAAGAUUUUGAGAGACCAUUCAAGUCUCCUUUGAAGGCUGAAGAUCAGAUAGUAGACAAGGGUCCGUUGAAUGGCCAAAUGGGAUCAAAGCAGCCAAACUCAGAUCCUGUUCACAAGUCACACAGAUCAGCUUCUGAGGAGAUGCAGAAUCCUUGAGAUACAAUAAGGAUCACCAUUUUGCCUUUGACAAUACGCUUCAACCCGGUGAAAAAUCACCAACGCUUUUCAGGUUCAGACUUGUCUUUGUGCCUCUAGUUUGAAGCUUGGAUUUUGUAUACUUUUGAGUAAGCCCCUAAAAAGUUGACUUGAGAAGGGGAGAGCUGGAUUGUAAUUAUGUAAAUGAGAAUGCCAGUGACACUGGUUGGCUAGAUUUCGUUCUAUGAAGUAUUGCCCAUUUCUUUUUGCUGUAGCUUUGUAUUACAUCCAAGUUGUGACCUUUAGAGUAAAAAUUUUCCAGUUUGUAGCUAAUGUAAUUGAUUCUUAACUGACCCGGACGGCAGCAAGAUCCACAUAUCACUCGCAUUAUGGUGUAAAUGCUUUGUUUUCUGUUGCUGUUGCUGAG